This is a messenger RNA of Branchiostoma belcheri (Belcher's lancelet), 8208 nucleotides long. RefSeq lists its product as uncharacterized. Lineage: Eukaryota; Metazoa; Chordata; Leptocardii; Amphioxiformes; Branchiostomatidae. The record is from RefSeq and is a predicted model, not a curated record. Gene Ontology annotation, molecular function: protein binding; zinc ion binding.
GUAUUGGUCCAGUGCAGCUCGGCACGUUUUGGAUGUUUCUAUAGAAAACAGAAUUUUGCCUGUAUGUGUGUCAGACGUGUGUCUGUAGUGAUGGAGCGUCGGUUCUAGGUGAAAGGUCAACUCGGCUGCCUCCAUCCCGUCCGUGCUGGCACGCUCCGUACAAGUGCGUCUAUAUUUGUGCCUGAGCCUUGCCCCCGCGGGGGUGACUCGGGGCAGAGAAACGCCAUCCCGAGAGACGAGACUUCUGGUUUAGUAUUUCCGUCGCAGCGGCGCGAAGCUUCUCGAAUAUCCGUCCCUCCGGAUCGGAUUGACAUUGCGAGCAUAGAGCUGAACGUGGAGCGGCGAUAGCUUCAAUCAUACGUGCACAUACCGCCCCCGUCUACGCCGCCUGGCCGGCACACUAAAGCCACCCGAACAUGGAGGACUUCAAGCGACGCUACGCCGCGGAGGAAGCGGACCAGUUUCCCGCGGACUCGGACCUGAGCCGCUCGGGCCCCGGGCGGUACAGCGACCGCAGCCUGAAGCGCCGCAGCCUGAACCAGACUGCGGCGGGGUCCCGGUUCCGUCGCUCCGCCACGCUAGGUCCCGAGGCACGGGCACGCCGCAGACAGACCUGGGACGGGGCAGGGUCCAACCUCGCCGCAUUUCUCUUCGCCAAUGACCUGAAAGCAGCGACGAGAGGUGUGUAUAAUAUGGGGGUCGUUACCAUCAUUUUCGAUGCCGUCAUUCUCCUGAGCGGCUAUCUGGAGUACGCGGUGAUUUUUGCCAUGGGAGCGUACAUUUCCUACUUCUUGGCGUACUUCUUCUCCACGGCGAAGGCGGUUCGGGACCAGGCAGCGGCGUCGCCUCCUCAAGAACAAGGGGGGAGGGCGACAACAAGUCAGGAACAGAGAGCAACAGACGGAGGGACGACGAGAAGACGUAGAAACCGACGAUCGGGUCGAAAAAUGGGGAAUAAAAACACGAGCGAGUCGAAGGCGCCGGUCGAGAGCGUCUCCCUUCACGGCAUGUCGGGCACUUCGGCCCGAGAGGACGACAAAGACGGUUACGAUGGCCUUGCGAUAUGCACCGAUGUCAUUCCGAGCAAGGACGACUAUAGGCAACUGGAUUUUGAAAAGACGAGUCUACAAGAUCCUUGUACGAUGGAUCAGGAAGACGCCGUUGAACGCCCGACGAGCGAGGACACCCCUGGUCAAGCAGGGGAGGAGGAAAGGGGCGUAUCGGAACCUACUGACCUGAAGCGGCUCAGCCCGCGGAUGGCCGACGGCGAAACGGCCGUGGGAACUGAGGCAGGCGGAGACAAAGGUGAAUCCACAGGUGGGAACUCAGGUGUGCUUAACGCUACUGAUGGGGCGUGCACGGACCGCAGCACCAUAAACUCUGAUCUUUCUGCUUCUAUGAGUAGCAAAAAAGGCGCAGGGGAGGAAAAUAGCAAGGAAAGCGAGGGCAGUCAGUCGCUAGGUAGUGCUAGCACUCAGUCUGACAGCGGUCAAACGCUUAAGGGAAAGCCUAAGGGGGGACGGAGGAAGAGCAGGAGGCAAAGAACAAACAACAAGACGGCGGUAGGCGUAACUUGCGCCAGGAACAAUACUGUAAUCGAAGCGACAGGUAAAGGGGGUGCAGCCAGUGAAUGUAAGCAAUUAGGUAGAAAGGGCAGCGCUGACGAGCUUUUGUUGGUUGGUGGCGAGAGUUUAAGGCAGCCAGAUGUGAAGGAAUUAAGCAGUAACUCUGAUACGAUCAAGGCAGACAGCAGAGCCAAAGUUUACGAUCCGAACAAUAGCGAAGGAAGACCAGACAAAGGUGAGGUUAAAGGUCUCCCCGCUUCAGCAGAGUUUGGGAGUAGAAAAACAGGUGAGACUGAUGUCACUGAUAGUGCGACCGAACCUGUCGACGUGAGAGGGCAUGUGUUAAACCGUCUCAAGCCUUCGGUUGAUCCCGAGCUCUCAGUGGAAGCUCAGUGUUCUCAAGGAUCCGAGUCGAUGGAGAUGUUUCACACGGUUGCUACCGAGAUCGCGUCUUGCGACGGCGCCGACGGGUUGAGACCAAAGCUUAGCGCUGAGAUAGAAGACGCAGGUGGCGACGCGGUUCUCGGGACUAAAAGUGAAGACGCCGGGCAGAACACUGGGCGUAGACAAGGCGUCUGUGGGCAAGUCGAGGGCGUAACCAGCGGCCAGACGCCAGCAGACGAAAACGAUACCUUGUCUCAUGAUGACGGGAAGAAAAGAACCAGCGACCAAUCGACAGACGAGGCUUCAGUCCAAGAUGGCAGCCUUGAGCCGGCUUGUGAAGAAGUUGACAGUCGUAGCGGCGAAAAGUUGGAGGAAAAUCAACAAGAAGGCACGUCAUUUCCGGUUAGUGCACUUGAGGGUGAGACAGGGAGGAAAGGUGGAAGGGACAGCGGCUGUGACGUUGACGUUGGUGACGCUGACGUCACGCUAGCGUGGGGUGAAAGCGACGCCGACGCUGAGAUUGAGAGUUGCGACGAAAAGUGUGUCCCAGCUGUAGGCGACGCCACGAGGUGUCCCGCAUUAUCUCCACCUGUCAGUCACAACACUAACCACGCCAACAUUGUUGGCAACGAUUCGGAAACCCAGAGCUCCAGCUUGUCCUGUACAGACGUCGCUUCGUCUUCAGCCAAAGACGGCGACGAUCAAGGAAGACCAAACAGGGACAGUGGAGUCGACUUUGUUCUAGACGACUCUCGUGGCGGCGACGACGGGGCAGACGUACCCGCCGCGCCUGACAAAACUGAAAACAAAGCCUUGAAAAUCUCACAGGACACAAAAGUUGACCACCAGACACUCUCGCCAAACGAGACUAGCGACAGUGAGAGCAUAACCAAGAACUCAAGGUGGGUCUUACGUAACACCUUUUUAACGAUGCGGACAAGACGGAAUAUGACAAAGAAGACCAUGAACUCAGAGAGCGCUUCUCCAAAUGUUGAAACAGAGAUUGUCGCUUCGCCUACUUCCAUGUCGAACACAGACGGCAUGGAACAACAUCAGAACAGCAGCAGCGACGAAAAGACACCAGGGGGCACGACUCAAAAGGUAACCGCGCGAAAAAUUAAACUCACAUUAGAUCAAGCACUGUGCCCUCCACAAUCGAGCAGUGAUAAUAUACAUGUCAGCGUUGGUUUUGAUGUGCCCAAUGUUGCAAAGAACAGCACAAACCUCCAGAAAACAUCAACACCUAGAGAUGAGGAAAACGACGCUGAUCAGCAUUUGAAUGCCGAAAACAAAAGUACCGAUGAAAAAGUACUUGAAGAUGGCAACACUGAACCUAGUGAGAGCAUUAUAGGUGAAAGUAUCGCACAGAAUAGCAAAGAUCAGCUUCUGAAUGUCGAAAACAAAAGAACGGGUGAGGAAUUACAUGAAAAUGUCAAAUCUGAUUCGAGUGAGGAUGCCACGGGUGAAAGUGCCACACAGAGUGACACCGAUCAGCUUUUGAAUGUCGAAAACAUAAGUAUGGAUGAAAAAGAACUUGAAAACGGUAAAGCUAAAUCAAGCGAAAACAUUGCAGAUGAAAGUACACCACAGAAUAACGCUGAACAGCUUCUGAAUGUAGAAAACAAAAGUAUCGAUGAAAAAGAAGUUCAAAACGGUAAAUCUGAAUCAAGCGAGAACUUUGCAGGUGAAAGUAUCGCACAGAAUGAGGCUGAUCAACUUUUGAGUGUUGGAAACAAAAGUACCGAUGAAAAAGAACUCGACAACGGCAAAGCUGAAUCCAACGAAGACACUUCAGCCGAAAGUGUCGCACAGCUUUUGAAUGUCGCAAACAGCAACUCCGAGGAAAAGCCGGGAGAGAAUGCUUCAAUAGGGACGAGUGGUGAUAAUAGCACUGCUAGUACAUGUGUCGGGAAUGUAAGUAGGUCGCCGGUUGAAACGUCCCGCGCCGUUGUUGACCCCACUCCAGGCGGGCCGAUCCAUCAGUUUGCACAGCGGAAUUCCAACAGCCUAUCAGGGGGCAGCUCUGACAACCAGCCCUCCGCGCAGCUGCCGCUCUCGUGCCCAGGCACUUCCGGGUACUGGUCCGAUCCCGGGGCGGAGUGUGGCAGUGCUAGUCCGUUAGAUUUUUCCGUAGAUCCUGCGCCUUUCCUAGACGACACCUUUGCCGGCAUGAUGCCGCUUUACCCGCGCGGGCAGCAACGGCAGCCCGCAGACUCCUUACGGAGGAGAAGCCUACGGUCCUCCACCAGUGUGGAAGCGGCGCUACGGUACUACGAUGCACCGGAACGCUCCCGUACCCCUCCCCCUCACUCUAUGUACAAGCCGUCUGCGUACUACCGGAGGAGUAUGAUCGAUCUGAGAGAGGGGUACGUCCCUCCAUCCUCGCGUACCGAGGCCAGGAGGAGAGAAACAAGGCCCAAGGAAGUUGUGAAGACGGAGGUCAAGUCUGCGGAGAUCAAGAGGGAGACGCCGGUCCUUAAGCAGGUACUCCUCGCCUCCACCACACCACCCUUAAGGAGGCGCAGCGCCGAGGAUCUAUCGAAGGAAAAGGAGAAGCUGGAGGCUAAGAUCGCGGCUAAACAGGAGCCGGCAGUGACCACUGGAGAGACGCAGGAGAAAAUACACGCCACCAAAGUCAUCGUAGAAGACGUAGAACCCGUCGAAGUGGAGGAGAAAGAGGCCGAAAAGCAGGUCGAAGCGACAGAAAUAGAGAUAGAACCACCCCGCACGGAUGUAAAGGAUAGGCCGCCCUCCCCACCUCCACCCACGACCGUAGACCAACCGCCCCAGAAACCGGACACGAUCCCAACAGACACAACACCACCAAAGAUCGAAGAAACAACUACAACAAUAGAACAAGAACGACUUGACGAAACGACGACAACAAAAGAUGACGAGCCACCAGCGAAGGAAGAACCCAAGGAACUCCCUCGGCGAAGCGUUGUGUACACAGCCAUGGAGGCUCUGGAGAGCGAGCUGCUCUGCCCGGUGUGCCUGGACCACUUCAAGUCGCCUCUCCUCCUGCCCUGCCUCCACAGCGUCUGCAGCAAAUGCGCCGAAGGCAUCCUCGUCCAUCCCAACGGCGACCCCAUGUCCAAAAUCGGCGCAGCCAGCGACUACCGUGACGAACCCCGCAGCAGCCUCAAGUGCCCUUCCUGUAGACACGAGAUCAUCCUGGACGGCAGAGGCUUGGACGGGCUUAAGAGGAACUUGAUCCUGGAGAAUAUCAUCGAUAGGUACAAGCAGGCCACGUCGGUGUCGAACUUUCCCGGCGGGGGGAAGAAGGUGGUCCCGUGCGACGUGUGCAGGAGCGACCCCCCGAAACCGGCCGUCAAGAGCUGCGUGAAAUGCGAGCUGUCCUACUGCGAAACGUGCCUGAAGUUGACGCAUCCUACAACGAGGACUGGCAAGACGGCGUUUGCCGACCACAAGUUCGUGGUGCCGACCGUAGACCCGCAGACCAAGGUGUUAAUGUGCACGGAACAUCGGGAAGAAAAGGUGAACCUGUUCUGUGUGACUGACGACACGCCGGUGUGUUCCCUGUGUAAGCUGGUGGGCAGACACAAGGAACACGAGGUCAAGCCGCUGGAGAUCACAUACAACGAGCAGAAGGAAAAACUUGCCAAGGAUGUGCAGGAGUUGGUGGGCAUCAACACGGAGAUGGUGCACUACAUCGCCAAGCUGCGGUCACUCUGUGAGAUGGUGGAGCAAAACUUUUCGAAGAUGGAGGUGUCGGUGAAGGACGAGUUCUCUCGGCUGAGGAUGAUCGUGGAUGAGCGGGAGAAGGCCAUGGUGGGGAAACUGCAUGACGAGAAGGCCAGACGAGUGGAGGACAGAAAGCAACAGGUUGCAGUUUACAGGAAAACGCUAGAGGGUACAACUGCAGCAGUAACGUACGCACAGGAGGCACUCAAGGAACCAAACGAAGGCUGCUUUUUGCAGACAUCUAAGGCCAUCAGUAAGAGGGUUCGGAUGGCGAUAGACUCCACCCCGUCUCUGCAAUCGUCCACGGAGCUGGUGGAUCAGCUGCAGCUCAAACACUUCCAGAUCGACUUCUCCAACCUGGUGCCCAUGCUCGGACAGCUAGACUUCCUCAAAAUUCCGAGUACUCCCGAGUUCCUGACAGAGCAAUGCUCUGCAGAGGAGAGCUCAGUGUAUCUCAGAUGGCAUUGUGUGGACGUUUCCGCAUUUGAUACAUAUCAGGUGCAAUACGCCCGGUCCUAUGCGUCUAGUGCAAUCGUCAGCUCCAUCUACAAGACCAUUUCCGACAUCAACGACGUGAGAACGACCAUCUCGGGUCUGCAGCCGGACACACAGUACACGUUCUUCGUGCGGGCAGUCAACAAGGCCGGCCAGACCCCGAGAAGCGAGGGCCUGAAGAUGAGGACCAAAACUGCAGCGUUCAAGUUCACGCUGGACCCUGACACGGCUCACCCGGACCUGGACAUCUCGGACGACGGCUGCUCGGUCACGUACGACUCGGCCGGCUCGUCGCGCCGAAACGUUCCAACGCGCCCCGAGCGCUUCACGGAUUACGUGGCGGUCCUGGGGAACUCGGUGGUCAGCCAGGGACGUCACUACUGGGAGAUCGACGUCAGCAGGAGCCGCGGCUACAGGAUCGGCGUGGCGUACAAAUCCACGCCGAGGAACGAGUACAUCGGCAGCAACAACUCCUCCUGGGCCAUACAGUGCCACAACAAGAGGUUCGCGCUGUGGCAUCAGAACAAAUCACAGACGAUCCAGCUCUCCUCGCCGCCCUCUAAGAUCGGUAUACUGGUGGACUUCUCGUCGGGAACCCUGACGUGUAUAACCAUGUCUCAACCAGGGAACAAGCAACAGAUCUACUCCUUCCAGACGAAGUUUAGAGAGGCUCUAUGCCCGGCGUUCGCUGUGUGGGACAACUGUUUAACUGUCAUCUCUGGGCUGCCCACGCCAACCAUUUAGACUACAGUAGAGAGAGAUGACCAAUCUCAAUGUGCAAAACCUUCGCAAUGAACAUUCAUUACAUGAAGUCCAAUGUAAGCAUAACUUAAAGUAUGCGUAAAUGUUCCCUUUUUUUGACUGAAAAACGGAAUCUUAACGCAUACUUUAAGGUAUGCAGAAACACCACAUUUCAUGCAGUGAUUCAAGCAGAUAAGAUGUGUGGUUCGUUUUGUACGUCUUUCAUAUGGUGUUUUUCUUUGCGUAUAGUAAGGCAUGCGUCACCUGAAAGGUCUACAGAAAUAGCACACAUCUGUUCUACUGCGAUGUAACCUCCAGUUAAAGAAUAGGGAAAACAGCCCUUGUCGAGGCUAUGUUUUGUUACAAUAGCUUUUACUGAGUACGCCUGCUACGCAAAAGGGCUUCCUUGUAUAGGUACGCUGCUACAAAAUGUCGACAACUGUGCAUAACGUUUCUAGACUUAACUGUAUAGCAAACUGGCAUACAGCUAUUGUACUAUUGAAAUAUUGUAUAGGGUGACGGUGCAUGAACCUUUGAUAGAUAAAGGGCAGUCAGUACUGUGCAAUACUAUGAGAGGGGGAGAUGAAACGCUUGGGCAAAAUUUGUACUGUGCAAAAUUAUAAGACUGUAGGGGUGAGGGAUAGAGUAUAUAACGUUUCCUUAGCUGUACAUAUGUACGAACUGUUAACCAGUAUCCACAUAUAGAUUUGUGCAGCAAUGCCGUAUGGUAAUAAAGAAGUGCUAUAUUAAUAAAAGCAGCCUUGUGAAUUAUCGAAGCAAAUAGGGCUGCCAAAUGCUAGCUUUUGUAUAAUAAUCAACAUCAUCACGACCAUAUAUUUGUCACAAAAUCCAUAUGUAAAAAAAUACAGUGUGUUUAAGUGUGGAUUUUUGUAUUGAAUGCCGAGAUACAUAUUGUCAAAAGUGGCUACCACGUGGAGGGCAGUCAUGUGAAAUCAGGGCAUGUAAUAGUCUAAGUUUGUUACGUCUUAGCUCAUGUUAUACCCAGCCACAUUUUCCAUGUUGCUACUUUGCCAAACAUAGCUAAAUUUUCAAAAGCCACCAUCUUUAUUUUGCUAACGUUGCAGCAAAAAAUAGACAUGACGAAUCGGAAACUAUAUUGGACGACAUGCAACGGUAGAAACCUUGACAGUUUAGAGAAAUUCACAAGAACGGUUUGUUGUGUUAGGAAAGCCAACGUUGAAUGAGAGAGGGAAAGAGAGAGAGAGAGAUGGUAAACUGACGACGAUGAAGUAAGAGAAAAGUUAAAAGGGAGUGAAACUGAAUGAAGGAAUUAAAAGCCAUGGAAGAGUGCUUCAAG